AUAUGGGUUGUACUAUGUCCUUAUAGAAUUUGACCCCGACAACCUUAUGAAGGAGCUACAUGAGAUAAUGCGGGGAAAACGCUCGUUGAAAGAACUUAAUGAAACAGAGAGUCCUAUUCAAUUCCAUCACGCAAUAGACGAAAUAAAUGAAGAUACAUUGAAGAACUCAAACAUAUCUGGAACCCUUGGAGUGAGAAAAGUCGACCCUGGCCUGAAGACCAGCCGAAGAUCCGGUGUGUUUGUUAAUUCAACCAGUGAUCCCCUACAUAUAGAGUAUAACCAUCCAACAAUAUACAAUAAUCACAUUACAGAUAAAUUUGACACAUCUCAUAAUGCUGACCAAUACGAUGCUCUGGCCAACGAGAAAAUGCACAAUAUUGUGAAUUACACCCAAAAAGUUAAAGAUAAAGAACUAUCCAAACUUGUAGUAAAUGAAUUGAAGAAGGGAGAAGAAACUAUAGGUGAUCCAAAUGCACCGGUGGCGUCUAAUAUUACGUUCACUCCUGAAAAAGAUACCCUAACAGCGAUGGCGUACAUUGCCGGUAACCUAUUGAAUAAGCUAUGGAAUUUGGAGAGAGAUGCAACUGAUGAUUCAAUAGAAACAGAUAAUAUGAAAAAUCAGAAAAUUGCUGACUUGCUUGAUUUAUUUAAAGAACCUUUGACUUAUAGACAGGAAGUAUUCUUAAAAGACGCUUUGGAACACUUAUCAGAAGCAGUGCAUAGGAAUAAAGAUAAUAAACAAUUUUCACUGUGUGAAACUGUAGAUGAAAUAAAAAAAGAAAUUGUGGGCGAUGACAGAAUACAAGAAGUAAAAAAAGAAGAAAAAAGGCUGAGCAAGAAUGUUAAAGAGUCAAGUGCGGAUAAUGGUCAGUCUAAAUUAAUUGAAGUUCUUGGUUUGAUAAAAAAAUACGAAGACGUACAAACAAAUCUUCAAAGUAUAAAACAUCCAAAAGAUAUACCGACUCUCUCUACUGAAACACCUAUUUUACGUACAGAUAAAAAAGAUAGUAGUUCUCUUAACCUGUUUGGUAAUAUUUUGGAAAAAAUAACCAAUUUACUUAUACCAAACAAUAAAAGGAUGAAAAAUAAAAUAAGAAAUCAAAAUAUGUUAAGCAACGUUCAUAAUUUGGAAGAAGAUGUUAAGAAAACAUUUAAUAUAAAUUUGGAUGGAAUGAAACUUACACCUGCAGAUAAACUAAUUUUGGAUUAUAUAAAUAGACUACAGUCAAACCCAUGUCCAUUGUCAAAUCAGCAGGAAGAUAAGUCCAUUCGGAAUAAACAAAGCGACAUAUUACUUAAUUUAUCUGAGUUUUUCAAAAUAAAAUCUUACUCCGAUCUUAUGAACAUGAUCGACCCAAAACUACAAAAAACUUCAACUCAACCUACACCAACGACGGUAAAAUAUCAGGAGAGUCGAAGAACGUCAGACAAUAACACAAGUACAGAUAUCGAAAACAAUAAUACGUCAAGUAUAAAUGAUAAACUCAAACUUCACUUAAAGGCCAUAGUCAAUGACCUAAUUGAAUUACAAAAUGAAAAAGGAAAAGAUCCUAAACUGGGAGAUUUCAAUAUCACCGACGUGUUGCCAUGUAUUGUUAAAAUUAUCAAUCAAGAGAAUAAUCAACGUAAAGAAACUAACUAUUAUACACAGAGUGCAUUAUUAAAUAAAAUUAAAAUUGUUUUAGGAGCAAUUAAAAAAGAUAUUAGAGAAAUGCCUCAAAGUCGCAGGAGUAUGGGUACUGGUCCGAGGCCUAAAUCAGCCGUAGUUUGGGAGCGUGUAGUUAAAAAUUUAGAGCAAACUCCUCAACCAAGCAGAAGAUUCUUAAAAAUUGUCAAACCGCAAUCGUAUGAAGUAGUGAAGAAAAUGAUAGAUCAUAUGGAAUCAAAUAACUCUAACACAUACAAAUCUGUAGCGCUAAAUAAAGAUAUACCAGCGGCUGAUAAGCAAAUGUUUUUAAAUACUUUAUUAAUGGAGACUAUUAAUUAUGCAAGCAUAAUAGGAAAGUUGCUUGUAUUGAAUAGUGAAAAAAAGCUACCGGAAAAAGAACUAGACGACCUUCUUGAAUUUGUUGAUACUGCAACCACGAAUUUUGAUUUAAACACAAAAUUAGUGAGGGAUCUUGGUACGCCCAAACAAAAAAGAUUCAAUGUUCUACCUAACAACAAACAAGCUUUAAAAAAUGUAAACAAAAUGUCUGAUAUUAAUGAUAACUAUAAAUUAAACAGCGAACUAACAUUGAAUCAACUCAUUAAGACUAGAGUUAAGCAAUAUAUGAAAAUGAAGGAAUCUGAAAAGGCAACUGAAGAUAUGGGAUAUAACAUAGCUCAAAGGAUCCUAUCAAAUUUAGAAAGGGGAAGUGAGAGAUUAGCCCGGGAACUCUACAAAAUUUUAAUUGAAACCAGUCAACGAGAGAGUGCACCAGGUAAACUACUAAAUCAUAAUUUGCGUAUAUUUUAG
Messenger RNA from Cydia amplana, 2458 nucleotides. RefSeq lists its product as uncharacterized. Lineage: Eukaryota; Metazoa; Arthropoda; Insecta; Lepidoptera; Tortricidae. The transcript has 2 exons. The coding region runs from base 47 to 2458 and encodes 803 amino acids. The record is from RefSeq and is a predicted model, not a curated record.